AUGCCCGAAAAAUGGACUGAAAGUGGCUUAGCCGGAAGGAAGAGCAGAUGCGAUCCUUAUCAGGACACCUGCAAAACUUUACAAGUUCAUGACGAAGCCACUCCAACUUCGUCAGAAUUCGUAAAAGUUGUAUUUUCCCCAGAAAACGUUAGACCAUUUUCCAAAGCUCCACCAAGAAAAGGUACAAUGAAAGGAAGGAAAAAAAGAAAGUCCGCAAUUUAUACAGACACCCCAGAGAAAAUAGAAAUAGAGAAAGAAGUUGAGGAAAGAGAAAAAAAGCGAGUAAAAAGAAACUUAGGCAGUCAGGGAAAUAGACCAAAUAAUAAAGUUCCUAGAAAGAAAAAAACUGGAUCGGCAGAAAGCAGUGAAGACGAAAAUGAAUAUUUUUGCCUAGUUUGCGUCGAACCUUAUGGGAUUAGCAGAAAGGGCGAGAAAUGGAUCCAGUGCACACUGUGCAAGAUGUGGUCACACGAAGAGUGUGUAGGACAAAACUUGUUCUAUGUUUGUCACAAUUGUGAGUCAGAGUAA
This is a messenger RNA of Acanthoscelides obtectus, 528 nucleotides long. The record is from the annotation of a GenBank genome assembly. Lineage: Eukaryota; Metazoa; Arthropoda; Insecta; Coleoptera; Chrysomelidae.